UUAAAAAAAACAGAGGAGCCUAAAGCGCAUUAGCGAGACUACCAGAGAACCAGGCAGGAUUUACAGCGGAAAAAAGCCAGUGCCCAGAUCACGAAUACUUCAGACAGAAAUAAGCCGUGGGAUCAUAGAGCUGGACUUAUUUUUUAUUUAUUUAUUUUUGCAAGUAAUUUAAAAUACUAAACAGAAAGCGAUAUGACCCUGCAUGUAACAAUGCGACGCAGCAGCUGUGAUUUACAACCGCAGCAACAUCGCUGGAGCAUUUCCACAGAUGGGAAGCACGUCUUGACCAAAAACGCUCCACCAUCACAUAUCGUGCGCUCCAAGUCGUGCAUGAACUCCGGCCAGUCCUACAGGGGAAGAUGGUCCUCAGAUUCAUCUGAUUCUACAGUCUCAACCGAGUCAGAAUGCAGCUUCUCCAGAGUGGUCGUGAUUGGAGAGAAUGGUGUUGGGAAAUCGGCACUCUCUGGCAUUUUUGCAGGUGCACGGGAUAGCAUGGGUAGUAAUUGCGACCUGCUUGGAGAUGACACAUACGAGCGAACAUUGGUAGUGGAUGGUGAAAGGGCAACCAUUAUUUUAUUGGACACAUGGGCUAAUGAUGAAGGCAGCUGGACCCAAGAGCACUGUAUGCAAGCUGGGGAUGCGUACCUCAUUGUCUACUCAAUAACAGACAGAGCCAGCUUUGAGAAGGCUUCAGAGCUCCGAAUACGGCUGAGAAGAACGAGGCAAUCAGAAGACAUCCCGAUCAUCUUGGUAGGCAACAAAAGUGACCUGGUCAGACGCAGACAAGUUUCAGUGACAGAGGGCAGAGCUUGCGCUGUGGUGUUUGACUGUAAAUUCAUCGAGACGUCAGCCGCUGUCCACCACAACGUGCAGGAGAUGUUUGAAGGAAUCGUACGUCAGGUUCGGCUCAGGAGAGACAGCAAGGAGGUGAAUGAGAAAAGGAUGGCGCAUUACAAAAGGAGAGAAAGUCUUCCCAAGAAGGCCAAACGUUUUCUGGACAAAAUAGUGGCCAAGAACAAUAAGAACAUGGCAUACCGACUGAAGUCCAAGUCUUGUCACGACCUCUCAGUGCUAUGAGAACGUUGACUUGCCUGUGGAAUAAGCAGGAGACUGUUUUCCUAAAAGACAUUAUCUGAAAAAAAAGUGUCAGUCUAUAUUAGAUUGCACUAUAUAAUAAUACAGCCAGAAACUGUGGUCUGUUGUUUUUCAAAAACUAUUAAAGGCACUGAAAUGAUUUCAGUCUGUAUAAAUAGAGAGAUCGCUCUAUGAGCACAUUGGCUGUACGUUCUGCAAAGUAAUGAUACUGAUGUAACCUUUUGAAAUUCUGGGGUGGCCCGUUCUAUAGCCCGUUUAUCCAAAGAUUGGUUUGGAACUAUGAAAAAAAGAUUUAACACGGUUGCAUUUAAGAAACAUCAAAAGCAGAGUUCAAGCAAACCUGUAAGCAUGCAACACAUCUUACUUCAUCAUCAGCAUUGUGUGACAGGGAUUUAUCAGUAAGUUUGCAGUUCACUAAGGCUCAGACCAAGGACACAUAAGCAAUUUCAAGAAGAUAUUUUUUUUAGGCAGCCAACUUUUUUUUUUCAGUAAUUUGGUUCUCAACUUCAAUGUGUGUUUAGCCAAUAAAUUGUCCACUUGACAGGAUUAUUUUUUGAAAGUAUUUGUGGGUGUGAAGUUUUCAGAAAAUAAAGACUAUAAGGAAAAAGGAAGAUAUAUGCAGGGGACUUAUGGAAAAUGACCAGUUGAAAUUAUGAUCAAAAUCCCAGUGUUGCCAUUACAAAUUGCUUCUGUGUCCUUGACCUAAUUGUAUGAGUCAAUAUUGUCAAAGUGCUUUAAAAAUGUAAGUAUUACAACCUUAAACAAAUAAGGAUGA
Molecule: messenger RNA, 1870 nt
Organism: Acipenser ruthenus (sterlet)
Lineage: Eukaryota; Metazoa; Chordata; Actinopteri; Acipenseriformes; Acipenseridae
Gene: gem
Product: GTP binding protein overexpressed in skeletal muscle
Exons: 5
Coding region: 193-1077 (294 amino acids)
Biological process (GO): negative regulation of high voltage-gated calcium channel activity
Cellular component (GO): plasma membrane
Molecular function (GO): GTP binding; calcium channel regulator activity; GTPase activity
Source: RefSeq, a predicted model, not a curated record